UUUUAAUUAAAAGUAACUAGUGAUUUUAAAAGUUUUCAAUUGUGUCAAUUAUUAAAAAGUGAUAUAUUUUAAAAUAUAAUUUAAAUUUCAAGCAAGAGCAAGAUCGGUCUAGAUUGAAGUAGUUUUGCUGAAACACACGAGUUCUGGCAGGAUAUUCACGGUAAACGGUCGAAAUGUUGACGGGAUGGCGUUUGGUUCUGUCGAAACUAUUCAUAAUACCGCAGCGAUAUGUGCUGGCCAUCAUGGGACUGCUGGCUAUCGCCAAUGCGUACACAAUGAGGGUGUGCCUUAACCUGGCUAUAACUCAGAUGGUCAAGAGAAAUGUGGCAGUGGAAGGUGACGCGCAUUACGACCCAGACGCCUGCCCUGACUUGUCUGUCGUCACCAACAGCUCAGCAAGCUUUAAGGACUUCUACAGGGCUGAUGAACCCACACUAUUCCAAUGGAGUGAAGCCACUCAAGGUUUGAUCCUGGGCUCGUUCUACUAUGGAUAUGUAAUCACCCACAUUCCUGGAGGGAUGUUGGCUGAACGUUUCGGUGGUAAAUGGGUGCUGGGUUUGGGCCUUCUGUCUACCGCCAUUUGCACCUUCAUCACCCCGAUCACAGUGAAGACUGGAGGUGCCACCGCGCUAUUCAUCUUGAGAGUUAUUGAGGGACUUGGAGAGGGUCCCACAAUGCCAGGUCUAAUGGCUAUGCUCUCCAAAUGGGCGCCAAAGCCUGAACGAGCAAGAAUUGGAGCCAUCGUCUUUGGAGGCGCACAGAUCGGUAACAUCGCCGGCUCUUAUUUUUCUGGUCUGAUCAUGCAUGAAGGAAGUUGGGAGAACGUCUUCUAUAUGUUUGGAGGUCUUGGGAUUGUGUGGUUCGUUCUUUGGACCCUUCUCUGCUACAGUACACCAAACACCCAUCCUUUCAUAUCGGACAGCGAGAAGAAAUUCCUGAACCAAAACGUAGACUCGUUGGCGCACAACAAGCAGCGGCAGUUGGACCCGAUCCCUUGGAAGGGUCUCCUCAGAUCUGUACCCUUAUGGGCCCUUAUUAUUGCUGGCAUUGGACACGAUUGGGGCUACUUCACGAUGGUGACAGAUCUGCCAAAAUACAUGACAGAUGUCCUCAAGUUUAACAUUAAGGCGACUGGUACCCUCUCAGCAUUGCCCUAUGUUGCUAUGUGGAUUUCGUCAUUCUUGUUCGGUCUUCUUUGCGAUUUCUGCGUUAAGAGGAACUACCACAGCAUUCUCACAGCCAGGAAGAUUUAUACUACUAUUGCCGCAACUGGUCCAGGUAUCUGCAUCCUCCUAGCUUCGUACUCAGGCUGUAACACCACGUUUGCCGUCAUGUGGUUCAUCAUUGCCAUGAUACUCAUGGGUGCCUACUACAGUGGAAUGAAGAUCAACCCUCUCGACAUCUCUCCGAACUAUGCUGGUACCACAACAGCAAUGGUCAACGGGAUCGCUGCGAUAUCUGCCAUCAUCUCGCCAUAUCUGAUUGGACUUUUAACUCCAGAUUCUACGUUAAAGCAAUGGCGAGUAGCAUUCUGGGUGUGCCUUGGCGUACUGGUUGUAACCAACGUGAUCUACCUCAUCUUCGCCAAGGGAGAUCAACUCUGGUGGGAUGAUGUAAGGAAACAUGGCUACCCCACUGACUGGAAGCACGGGCCUCUGCCCACAAGAGAAACUGACUCCGAGAAAUCAAAAUCAAAGACAGAGAAAGAAGAGAACGAAGCCAAGAACUAAAACACCAGACUGUUAUUAAUUUGUACAUAUACUUAAGUUUUUUAUGUAAGGAAUAAAUAUUUAUUAUAUA
This is a messenger RNA of Manduca sexta (tobacco hornworm), 1800 nucleotides long. Its product is annotated as putative inorganic phosphate cotransporter. The record is from RefSeq and is a predicted model, not a curated record. Bases 174 to 1730 code for a protein of 518 amino acids. Lineage: Eukaryota; Metazoa; Arthropoda; Insecta; Lepidoptera; Sphingidae. Gene Ontology annotation, molecular function: transmembrane transporter activity. Gene Ontology annotation, biological process: transmembrane transport; monoatomic anion transport. The transcript is spliced from 9 exons.